This is a messenger RNA of Oryzias latipes (Japanese medaka), 2323 nucleotides long. RefSeq lists its product as uncharacterized. NCBI's taxonomy places the organism in Eukaryota, Metazoa, Chordata, Actinopteri, Beloniformes, Adrianichthyidae. The record is from RefSeq and is a predicted model, not a curated record.
UCAGUCUGCCCCAGGGCAGCUGUAGCUACGUCAGUAGUUACCAUCAGUACCUAGUACCUGAAGUUUUGCCAGAGGUUUCAGAGGCUUCUGUCAGUCUAGUUUCUACAUGUUCCACCGACCGCUAAAAUGUCAAACUCCGUGGCUUUUUCCAAACUGGUGGAUGACGAAGGCAAUCGGGACACGUUAAGACACAGAGCUGAUGUGCAGCACAGCGAUCUGGCAGUGUUUCCGGUCAGAGUGACUUCCCUGGUCCAAAGUCCUUACAGAUUGGCCACCAUCUGCCUGGCUUCACUUUGUGCCAUUCUGCUCAUCUCCAUCAUAGCUGUCAGUGCUCACUAUAAGAACAGAUCUCAGAGGGGUGAUGAGGGAACCACAUUGAUGCAGACAGAUGUCUCUGCUCUAACAGCCUUAAUCAGCAAACUGCAGCAGGAGAAUAAACAGCUGCAGGAAGAGAAAAGGGCUCUGCUGGCCAAACUGGAUCUCAAAUUAACCACCAAAGCUCCUCCUGUGGUUAGCCUGAUGCCAAGCAUGACUGGGGUGCCAGUCGAAUGUCCCACAAACUGGCAUCUCUUCAACAGCAGCUGUUACUUCAUCUCCACACAGAUGAAACCUUGGAGAGACAGUCAGACAUAUUGUCAGAGGCAAGGAGCACACCUUGCCAUCAUCCACACCGCUGAGGAGCAGACUUUCCUGUGGGAUCUUCUUCCCAGAGCCCACUGGAAUGCCUACUGGUUCGGAAUCUCAGACAGACAGAAGGAAGACGAGUGGAAGUGGGUCGAUGGAACAUCUGUAGAGAAAAGUUUCUGGGAAGAGGGGGAGCCUAACAACCACAUCAACGAGGACUGCGGUUACAUCGUGAAAACUCAGGUGCUGGAGCGCGUGGCGAUUCGGAGCUGGUAUGAUGCUCCCUGUGAGAUGUCCAUAAAGUUCAUCUGUGAGAAAGAAAUGAAAACACAGUGAGCUUUGUCCAACCAUCUGCCAAAAACAACAAGUUCUAGGAUUUAUUAUGGUUUUACAUUCCCAAUCUCAGAGUUGUCCCACAAUGGUUUUUACUGUGACUUUAAUGUUAGUAACCUUUCUUUAUCUGAGCCGUAGAUUUGCAGUAGAUUUACAGUUUAGAAGCAGUAACUUUUGGUGUUCUGUUCAACCAUCAGGAGUGAACUCCAUAACAGCAAAAAGCCUUUAUCCUUCAUGAAUCAUUACUCAUGCCUGAGAUAAAGACAUCUUUGGGGGAAAGUUUAAAAAUGAAAUUCAGAAAACCAAGAACACGUUUUUUAAAAACUACAUAGAAACUAUUCAGAGGGAGUUACUGUUAACAGGAAAGUCAGUCCCUUAAGGCCACAGCUGCCAUUUUUUCAAAACUGAAACAAGUUUAAAUCUUCUGCUGCACAAUAAUAGGUUUUGAAACAAAGACUUUAAUUGAAAAAAUGUGCAUUCCAUUCAUUUCCCAUUGCAUGAAUAACAUUGGAAAAUCAAAGAGGAAAAAAAAGAAGUUAUCUACUGUGAUGUGAGAGACUAUUAGGAUAAUUUUGCUAAGUAAAUUUUAUUUUAAAGACUAAUUGGUCCCUGUGUUAUAAGACAAAAAGUGUGUGAUGACAUGAAUCCUUAUAAUAAAAGGUUUAUUAAAAACCUUUUAAUGCUUUUUUGGAUGUGUGAAUGCACAGUUCUGCAUUUACCAACAUUGUGAAGACCUUUUUUGAAGUUUUGUGGUGAAAACUUAUCAUAAAACUGCCACAGAAAAGAAUUCAUUAGUUGUGUUUUGCUGAAAUUUGCAACCAAUCAACAGAGAACUGCAAUACGUAAGAAAAUUUUAUUCAGCCGUCCAUUUUUUUUUUCUGUUGCCAUCUGUUUGUAUUCACUUACUGCAUGUAUAUGUUCAUGUCUGAGUUGCACCAUCCCAGCUGCCUGUUUCUGCUGGGAUGCACUGGAAGCUCUGUUAUGAUUCAGGCAUGUUUUGGAUUACAAACUAUUUUACUUACAUUUACAUUGAAUCAUUUUAGAUCUGUUGCAGACUACCGGUACUUUUUUGUUAAUAAAAAAAUGAUCUAUGAAGCUUUACCUUCAUGUUCGUAAAGUUUUGCCUCAGUUUUUGGAAAUAUUUUUACAUUUUUACUUUAACAAAAUCAGGGCAAAAAAAGUAGUUUUCUUUUACUUUUUAUUGAUUUUAUGAUUAAUUGUACAUUUAUAAAUACGAUUUUUUAAUGAAUUUUAGCUCACAUAAAUGUAAAAAUAUGUUUCAAGCAAAUUCAUCGUAAAAACUGAUCUGCUUUAAUAUCACAAGACUAAUGUCCCAGUUUUCUUCUUUAAUAAAGAUUUUUAAGAG